Molecule: messenger RNA, 967 nt
Organism: Nicotiana attenuata
Lineage: Eukaryota; Viridiplantae; Streptophyta; Magnoliopsida; Solanales; Solanaceae
Product: auxin-responsive protein SAUR68-like
Exons: 1
Coding region: 191-703 (170 amino acids)
Biological process (GO): response to auxin
Source: RefSeq, a predicted model, not a curated record
UACCAAAGAGAAGACAGGGAGAAACAUAUCAUUCAUGAUUCAAACUAGCUUUAUCCACAAUCUAAAUGACCCCAUAUCAAACAUUACCAACAGGCAUCACCACAAGGUUUUGCCUUUGGUGAAUAGUUGCAAAAACUUCAGCUGCAACUCAAAGCCUAUCUAAGGCCUCUAGUAUAAAUAAUCCUCUUUUAUGAAACUUCUCAUCAUCCAAACAAGCAGUAUCAGUUUCCUCCAAAGUUUUCAAUUUUAUCUAGUUUACUGUCAAACAAUGCUCAGUGCUAAGAAACUCAUCAAGAUGGCCAGGAAAUGGCAGAAGUUUGCAGCCAUUCAAAGGAAAAGGAUUUCACUUCCAAGAAAUGGCAAUGAUGCAGACAACUGCAGUACAACAUUUUCUAUAGUUGAGAAAGGCCAUUUUGUAGUGUACACAGCUGAUCAAAGGCGCUUUGCGAUUCCAUUGUCCUACCUGGAAAAUGAGCUCAUUAGGCAACUCUUGGAAAAGUCUGAAGAAGAAUUUGGGCUGCCAAGUUGUGGACCUAUUACAUUGCCAUGUGAUUCACUUUUCAUGGAUUACAUCAUAUUGCUAAUCAAGACAGGAGCAGCUGCUGGAGAACUUAACAAAGCAUUGCUCCUCUCAAUCACUUCAUGUUGCGGAUUAACAUCUUUACAACAUCAAUGGGAAAACCAGCAGCUACUUGUCUAUUGAGCCAUAAUCAACAUCUUUUUUCUUCAUAUAUGAUAGCUCAAAUAGUUUUGUAGAAUAGGCGAAGAGUACAUAAUUGUAAAGUGCAUCAUACAUAUAGAAUAUAUAUUCAUCAGGAACUUCACUGUUCCAAUUUUCAUCAAUCUGGUGCUACAGUGCAAUGCACAACCAUAAAACUCUGCUUAACCCAAGCUAACCCCAAGAACAUGACUAAUUUUUUCCAUAGUACAAGUAAAUUUUUUGAAACCAACCAAAACCUAAUUUCAA